Molecule: messenger RNA, 534 nt
Organism: Gilbertella persicaria
Lineage: Eukaryota; Fungi; Mucoromycota; Mucoromycetes; Mucorales; Choanephoraceae
Exons: 3
Coding region: 6-428 (140 amino acids)
Biological process (GO): box C/D snoRNP assembly; snoRNA localization; maturation of LSU-rRNA from tricistronic rRNA transcript (SSU-rRNA, 5.8S rRNA, LSU-rRNA)
Cellular component (GO): pre-snoRNP complex; nucleus
Source: RefSeq, a predicted model, not a curated record
ACUCAAUGUCUAUCUGUCAAAUUUGUGAAAAGCAAGAAGCUAAAUACAAGUGUCCUAAGUGUCGAGCACCAUAUUGUUCUUUAGUAUGUUUCAAGACACAUAAAGAAAUUCCAUGUAAAGCACCUUCAACAAACACAACAGAACCCAUUACCCGAAAAGAAAUUACGCCCAUUGGACCACCUGACGAAGAGGACCCAAGUCGGCUCACACCGGAAGAUCUUAUCAAGCUUUCUUACUCAAGAGACAUUCAUACCUUUCUACAGGAUUCACAACUCCAAGAAACGAUUCGCUUGUUAGAUGCGUCCAAAACACCAGAAAAAGAUUUGGACCUUGUUAGAGCAGAAUAUCCCAAGUUUGAUGAGUUUGCAAAGAUGCUUGUUGACAUCACAUUUAAAGAAAAACUUGAGGCUAUGGCUAAAAAACAAUGAUUCAUUUUCACACGCAUAUAUAUAUAUAAAUAAAAUUAAGCUGCAUGAAAACAAAAAGAUAUAAAAAGUCAUUUGCUUCUAUUUCUUUUCGUUCUUUCAUAUAUGG